UAAAGUAGUGUUAAGGAAGUUGUCACUUUGAGAGAAAUCGAGCGUUUUUUGUUGUUGCAGAAGUUAAGAUAAUUCAGAUGGCAACAGGCAUCUUAUAUGUGAAACAAAAAUCCAAUAAAGUCAGCGCAUUACAAAGAUUUCCUCAAAAGUAGCGGAAAGCCAAGGCCAAGAGGAGAGUGACUUUGGUGCAAAUCAGCUGAUUUCAUUUCACGGUGCUGCCUUGAAAUCGAUUUUUCAAUGUUGCAAAAGGAACAAAUCAAAGUGGCUAGAUGGAAAUUUUGGAUGUAGAUAAUCCUGGAUUGAUUGAAGCCCGGUCAAACUGUUACUUAACAAAAGUCACCGCAACGUAAUCGUUGGCCGGAACUACUGGUGGAAAAUCGAUACAAACACCUAGUGGUUUGAAAAUGUGGUGCACUGUGAUAGGAAUUGUACUCGGGGUGAUUGUGGCCCUGUACGCGCUAUUUGAGUUGCACUACUUCCUGCGGAUGUGCCUUUGUGUAAUUGCAGCGCGGUACAUCAAGAAACGAAUGCACAUCCUGGAAACUGCUACGGUUUGUGGUUUAUGCCUUACAAAUGACGUCGACACGUUAUUAUACCACAUGAAUAAUGCUCGUUACCUGCGCGAGGUAGACUUUGCUCGGGUUGACUUUUACGAAAGGACACUUCUCUGGCGGACAAUCCUCAGCAAGGGCGGAUCGGUGGUUCAGGGAGCAACGACCAUUCGCUAUCGAAGAUUUAUUCGUCCAUUUACUCGUUUUACUAUCAGUUCUAGGAUCGUAUACUGGGACAAUCAGUCAAUUUUCAUGGAACACCGAUUCAUCGGUCGUACGGAUGGCUUUAUCCACUGUAUCGCGUUGUGCCGACAACGGGUCAUUCAGUGUUCCGUAGAGGACGUCAUGGCGACGCUGCUGAAGCCCAUCGAGACCGCGACUAGUUCGACCGAGUGUCUGGAAAAGCUCGAGAAUGGCAUCGAAAGUGGUGGAAAUGUUACGACUGUGACCACUUGCGUCGAAUAUGCUGCAAAAUUGAAACCGGAAAUACCCCCGGAAGUGGCCAAGUGGCUUGAAUGGAACGACAUUUCUAGUGCUUGCUUACGCAGUGGAUGUUGAUCAGAUUUUAUUGACUCACAGGAUUUGAAAUGUGUGCUAUCCUGCUUUUUACC
Culex pipiens pallens (northern house mosquito) is the source of this 1162-nucleotide messenger RNA. RefSeq names its product protein THEM6. The transcript is spliced from 4 exons. Lineage: Eukaryota; Metazoa; Arthropoda; Insecta; Diptera; Culicidae. The record is from RefSeq and is a predicted model, not a curated record. Bases 405 to 1109 code for a protein of 234 amino acids.